This is a messenger RNA of Labeo rohita (rohu), 1885 nucleotides long. RefSeq lists its product as uncharacterized. The coding region runs from base 53 to 1702 and encodes 549 amino acids. Lineage: Eukaryota; Metazoa; Chordata; Actinopteri; Cypriniformes; Cyprinidae. The transcript has 8 exons. Gene Ontology annotation, molecular function: structural molecule activity. The record is from RefSeq and is a predicted model, not a curated record.
AACAACAGACCGUGUCUCGCAAGCACGUUCAAAGGCACCUCUAAUCCGCACCAUGUCGUUCAGGAGCCCUUCCAGGAGUUUCUCCAGCUCAAGUCUGUCUGGCAGCAUGGGGUCAAGGGGCAGUUUGUUUGGGGGCAUUUCCUCAGCCGCCAUAGGGAAUCUGGCAAACACACUGCGUCCGAUCGUGCAGAUCAACAGCAGCACUCUUCCCCCCGUUGAUGAUAAAGAGACCAUGAAGGGUCUGAAUGAUCGUCUGGCAGGGUAUCUGUCAAAAGUGCGACUCCUGGAGGAGUCCAACAAUAAACUGGAGGAGCAAAUCAAAGAAGCUCUGAUGAGGAAAGGAGCUGAGAGCGGCAGAGACUGGAGCGCCUACGAAAAGAUAAUUGCUGAUCUGAGAAACCAGCUCCAGGAAAUGACUUUGGACAAUGCCAGACUUUUCUUACAGAUAGACAAUGCCAGGCUGGCUGCUGAUGAUUUCAAAGUCAAGUUUGAGUCAGAGCAGUCCAUGCGGCAAGGGGUGGAGCAAGAUCUGGCACGACUCCGCAAGAUGCUGGAUGACACUUACAUGGGCCGAAUGCAGCUGGAGAGCCAGAUCGAGUCCAUGAGAGAAGAGCUGGCGUUCCUGAAGAAGAGCCAUGAGGAGGAUGUCGCCAGCCUGAAGAAUCAGAUCAGCGACUCUCAAGUCAAUGUGCAAAUGGAGGCUAAAAACAGUGCAGACCUAAAUGAGACCAUUAAUAACAUCCGCCUGCAGUACGAGCGAGCCGCGCAGAAGAGCCGCGAGGACACUGAAGCUUGGUAUCAAAACAAAUUUGACAACAUCACAGCUGAGGUGACUCAGAACACAGAAGCUCUGCAGGCAGGAAAGACAGAGCUCAAUGAGCUGCGCAGGCAGAAACAAUCUCUAGAAAUUGACCUGCAGGCUCUGCACAACAUGAUUCGAUCGCUCGAAGAUUCACUACGUGAAACUGAGGCACGUUACGCUCACGACGUCAAUGGGUACAACUCUCGAAUCCUCCAGCUGGAGGGAGAGCUGGGACAGGUGCGAGCUCAGGUGGAGCGUCAGGCGGCCGAGUACGAGGCCUUGCUCAACCUCAAGACCAAGCUGGAGGCAGAGAUUGCCACCUAUCACCGCCUUCUGGAGGGUGUUGUUGACAACAAGGAGGACAAAAACAAAGAGGAAUUUUCUUUAGAGCAGGCGUUAUAUGCAGCUCCUCCUCCUCCUUCCGUCGUUCCUAAGAAACCCAUCAUCAUCACACAAGAAAUAGUGGACGGAGAAGUGGUCUCUCAGAGUGAACUUGAGCAAAAUCCUACUAAUCAUAAUGACCUGGAAGUUUCUGGGGAGGAAGAGGAGUUGACAGAACAACUGGAAGCAGUGGUGGAAGAGGUGAAAGCAGAGGAAGAGAAAGUAGCACAACAACUAGAGCUAGCGGUGGAAGAGGUGAAAGCAGAACAACUGGAGUUAGAGGUGGAAAAUGUGAAAGCAGAGGAGGAGGAAGUAGCAGAACAACUAGAGCUAGCGGUGGAAGAGGUGAAAGCAGAACAACUGGAGGUAGAGGUGGAAAACGCGAAAGCAGAGGAAGAGGAAAUAGCAGAACAACUGGAGUUAGGGGUGGAAAACGCGAAAGCAGAGGAAAAGUUAACAAAACAACUGCUGUUAGCAGAGGAAGAUGAGUUCGUGGAAGACAGAGAAGUCACCUGCUGAACACAAUGAGGAGAUGUUGUGAAGAAAAAGUGACUUUUUACUGCUACGUCUCAUUCUAAUCUUCCAGCCCCAGUGAUUCUUCUUCUCUGUCUUUGUUUGCUUCUUCCUGCUCAGUUUUUCUUUGUGAUGACCAUGACUGUUUUAUCAUUCUCCUAUGCCACAAUAAAACAAGUGUGAGUUUCA